Messenger RNA from Sitodiplosis mosellana (orange wheat blossom midge), 3299 nucleotides. RefSeq lists its product as uncharacterized. The coding region runs from base 201 to 2678 and encodes 825 amino acids. NCBI's taxonomy places the organism in Eukaryota, Metazoa, Arthropoda, Insecta, Diptera, Cecidomyiidae. The record is from RefSeq and is a predicted model, not a curated record. Gene Ontology annotation, biological process: regulation of transcription by RNA polymerase II. Gene Ontology annotation, molecular function: RNA polymerase II cis-regulatory region sequence-specific DNA binding; DNA-binding transcription factor activity. The transcript is spliced from 5 exons.
GAAACGUCAACGAGGUAUGCUUUGGCGCGUGAACUGUCAUUUGAUGGUGAAGCCAAAGCAUAACAUUGCGCAUUUAGCUUCAAUAGCAAGCUGGUACGUGAAAUGGUAUUUGUUCAGCGUAUGUGAUUAUUAUUAUUGUUAAAAGAAUCGAUAAGAAUUGCAGUUCGUGUGAUUUAGUUCCAUUUUUUUCAAGUUGAAAAAUGGACCAAACGCAGUGUCAAGAUGAGGUACUCAAACUAAUCGGAGUCAUUGAGCCUCACACAAUCGCUUCGUUGGCACGAAUCAGAGAGCAUCUGCGAUGCUCCGGCUUGGAACUUGACCAGUGUAAACAGCAGUUCCUGGACCAAAUGAAUGAUUGGAUGACUAGAGUCUUCGAUCGCCUUCAAAGCCAGUCAGAGAGCCAAGAAAAUGAUGCUACAAAUUACAGAGAAGAAGUUGACAUUGACCAAAGAGAGAUCGGCAUGGAUAAAGAAGAGGUUGACACGGAAGAAGUGAACAGUAAACAUGUGGAAACAGAAUUCCGAUGUCCACAAGAUGAAAAAGCGACCGAUGAAUCGAAUUGUGCACCUAAUAUCGCAGCAAACGAAGUUGUCAAAGGCCAAAUUUUGGGUGAAGAGAUACAAUCAACUGAAGAGAAACUUUCGGAAGAAAUUUAUCAGAGCAUGGUUGAAGUUGGCGUAGUAAUGAAGAGUGAUUAUCGAGUCAUUGACGAAAUUGUCGACAAUUGCAGCAAUCGGUCGUCAUUAGACGAGGUACCGGCAUUUACGACAGCUUCAAUUGACACUAUCAACGCUCUAGAGAGCAUCAGCACCAUAGACAGUAUUAAUGCUUUGGAAGAACUGCGCCCUGAAAACAGCUCAACCAAUCCAUCUGGUGAGGUGGUUACUAUUGGCCAAAGUGACACUGACGUACCGAUCCAAAUGCCAGACUUACUCAUGAACCUUGCUCCGGCCAUGGAACCGAUCACGAUGAGCCAAGAACCGGUCACGAAGAGCCAAGAAGACAGUUUGACACUUAAAAGAAAAAGUUCUAAUGAAAUAAUCGAUGAAACAAUGGCUAAGAAACUCAAACAAGAUGAUAAUACAGGCCACGAUACCGCCGUCAAUCAAAUGAUGUAUGGAUGUGCUCAUUGUUUAGAAGCAGCCGAGCUCCAGCUGUCUGUGAAAGAGGUGCAUCAACAUUGGCAAACGGUUCAUUCAGCAGAGUUGAAGCCAUUCCAAUUCUACGUCGUUGCCAAAGCGCGUUGUUUCUACUGUGAUUUCGUGGCGAGUUUUGGAGAUAUAGCAAAACAUCACCAGGUGCAACAUUCAUUCGAGCCAUUUGCUGUUGUCAAUAUGAAUGACGAUUCCACGUGUGGAAUUUGUGCAUCGCAAAAAUCCGAUUUGAUCGAGCACUUCAACAACGAGCACGAGUCGAUUGCACAAAGUGACAUCUCGAAUCCAAUUUUGCUGGACGAUAACAUGCUGAUCAAACUUUUGGCUUACAAUUCCAAUCGAUAUCAAUGUGCCAAUUGCGAUCGAGUCUUCGAAACACAGCUCGAAGUAGAAUUUCAUCAUACUAUCGAACAUGUUGAUCAUGAGAUGGCCAUGCGUAUUGUUGACCAAACACUUGAACCGUAUUUGAUUUGUGAUUAUUGUCAGGCCAAAGUCAUCGAUCGAGACAAGUACUUGAAUCACAUCGAAGAACAUUGCUACGUGUUCAAGUGUUCGAAAUGCGAUUUCCAAACGGAAAAAAUGAUCGAACUUGUUGGCCACGAUAAGAAAGAGCAUCGAAGCAACUCGCUAAAUUUUCAUUGCCUCCAGUUUUGUGAACUGUUGAAGAAGCACUUUGCAAACACAAAAGUCAUUUUCCCGAAUGGGUUGCUUCUGUUCAAUCACCAAUUGACCGGCACCAAAUUUGGCAAUGGACAAAUUUUAUUCGAUCUUUUCAUCGAAGAGUUGAUAGACAUCAUUCGGCAAAAAUACAAAUCGGAGCAUGGAACGAAUGAUAAAAUCGAUGAUGGGAAUGAACAUGAGACCAUGGCAGCUGAAAAGACAGGUAUUCCAAAAGUAAAACGUCCACCAAUUUCGGCCAGAGCCUUCAACAUGAAAGAAUUACGUGCACAAAAUCGGCUCAUCAACAAUCUCUGCAUUUACGGCAUCCCGUACUUUGAGAAUGAGAAUAAAAAUGCCAUUUUCCUGAACAUGUGUUCGUUGCUACAGGCAAAUGUCAGCCAACGAGACAUUGUGAAGAUAACCCGAGCGCCCGGUUGGAACGCUUUACUCAUCGUGGAAUUGAAACAAUUCGAGGUGAAACAGAGAAUUCUGCACUGUGCCUAUAUGAAACCGCUGUGGUCAUCCGAUUUGAUUCAUUUGCCGGUUGAAGUGCCGAGAAAGAGGGUGUUUGUCAACAUUCACACAACCAAAUUCUACGGGAGAAUGGCCAAAAUCGCCAAAAACGCCAUGAGAAACAAUACAUUGCACAUUUUUUGGAUCACAAGGUACGGAUUCCUGGUGAAACGUACCAAAAACAGCCAAGACAAAAUCGUUUUGUCACCCGAUGAACUCGUUGAUUACAUCAAGCAACGCACCAAAUCAACCAUCAACCGAGAAAAACAAUUUUAUCGUUCUAUUGCAUGGGUUUCGACGUCGAAUGGUGAUUCGGCAAAUGGGAAAUUGGGAACAUUGGUACGGCCAUAAGUGGAUUAUUCGUAUCACAAUAAAUUUUUUCGUACGAAAUUUUUUUUGCCCUUAAAACUAGGCUUAAAAUUGAUUUUUCAACAAAGAAUUGAUCAUAUAACAUGAAAAGAGGUUUCCUAAAUAUUUGCAUAACUAAUUUUAGCUUCAAAAAUAAUUGUCAUUAGCAAAAAUCAUAUUUUUUGAGUUAAAAUUUGGGCUCAAAAUUAAUUCAAGCCAACAUUUUUUAUGGCUUUAGUUUCGGUAUUUUACAAUUCAAACAAAAGUCCAUAAAUUUUACGAAAAAAAUCCAAUUUAUUUGUGAAAAAAUCUUAUUUUGCACCCAAAAUUUAGAAUUAGCUAUAAAAAUGCCCCACUUCCGUAUUUCAAAAUGUGAUAAUAAUCUAAGCGAUCAAAAAUAAUGAUUAUUUUUUAUUUAGGUUUUUGUAUUGCCUCAAAUGAUUCAUUUGAUUAAUCAGUCACUGAUGUUAUGGUAAAAUUUUCAUUUUGGUAUUUAAAACAAAUUGAGAAAACAUCGAAUUGUUAUUGAUAAAUAGCCGAAGAAACAAAUAUUUACCGUACCGAUUCGAAAUAUUCCAUAAUAUUGAAAUAAAAUGAAAAAUAAAAAAUGUUUUUAGAAAGAAA